Rhinichthys klamathensis goyatoka is the source of this 2399-nucleotide messenger RNA. RefSeq names its product solute carrier family 37 member 3 (gene slc37a3). Gene Ontology annotation, cellular component: endoplasmic reticulum membrane. The transcript has 14 exons. NCBI's taxonomy places the organism in Eukaryota, Metazoa, Chordata, Actinopteri, Cypriniformes, Leuciscidae. Gene Ontology annotation, biological process: transmembrane transport. Gene Ontology annotation, molecular function: transmembrane transporter activity. The record is from RefSeq and is a predicted model, not a curated record. The coding region runs from base 370 to 1557 and encodes 395 amino acids.
AAGGGACUUUUAUUUUGAAACGUGCAACUUCCGGAUGACGUCCGUGUUUACGAUUGAACGCGUUUGCGUUGCAUUUCAAAACAAUCACGAUAAUAUCUUCCAGUCAGAGAUUUAUUUACAGCAAAUGAUUACUGCUAUGUCCUGCUUCACUCGUCACGUAAGACUUUUAGUAAUGUGAAAGUGAGCAUCUCAGCACAAUGGACACCGUCAGGAUUGCAGCAGAAUGGCAGCGCUGUAGCUUUGUCUCCUGGAGUGACAUGGGAGGAUAACAAACUGUUUGCUGAUGUGGGGGAGGCUACUUUGUUUUUGGGUGCUCUGGAUUCAAUCUUUCUCUUCUCUUAUGCUGUGGGUUUGUAUAUCAGCGGAGUGAUGGGUGAUCGGUUCAACCUCCGCUAUGUUCUGUCAUUCGGUUUAUGUGGAUCAGCAAUCACGGAAUUUAUUUUUGGCACUUUGACAGAAUGGCUUCACUUUUAUAAUGUGUACUUUUAUUGCGUUUUGUGGGUGAUAAAUGGACUGCUGCAAUCUACAGUUUGGCCCUGUGUGGUCGCCAUCAUGGGCAACUGGUUUGGGAAAUCUGGCCGAGGCUUUGUGUUUGGACUCUGGAGUGCAUGUGCAUCCGUGGGGAAUAUUCUGGGUGCGUUUCUUGCCUCCAGUGUCCUGAAGUACGGCUAUGAGUAUGCUUUCCUCGUGACAUCAGUGGUGCAGUUUGCGGGUGGUGUGGUGGUGUUUUUUGCCCUGCUCACAUCCCCGAAAGAAAUUGGACUAAGUGACCCCUCUGAGACAGGUCUGAGAUCAGUGACAAGAGACUCAGACAGUCAGCGUCCUCUGAUGAGUGAUGAUGAAGAUGAGUUAUGUGAGGAAUACUCCUCCAUUCAGCAGCAGGAAGAGGAACCUGAACCACAGCCCAAAGCCAUCGGCUUCCUACAGGCCUUCUGCCUGCCUGGAGUCCUUCCCUAUUCCCUGGCUUAUGCAUGUCUGAAGCUGGUCAACUACUCUUUCUUCUUCUGGCUGCCAUUUUAUCUCAGCAAUAACUUCGGCUGGAAGGAAGUUCAGGCCGACCGACUAUCUGUGUGGUAUGAUGUGGGAGGAAUUGUUGGAGGAACAGUACAAGGCUUGAUCUCCGAUCUUUUGGGAAAGCGAGCUCCUGUGUUGGUAGUCAGUUUGCUGCUGGCCAUGGGAGCAUUAGUGGGAUACAGCCACUCUCCAAAUGACCAGAUAGUGAAUGGAGCUCUAUUAGCAACAACAGGUUUCCUUAUUGGAGGCCCAUCAAACAUGAUCAGUUCAGCAAUCUCUGCAGAUUUAGGCCGACAGGAGGCGCUGCAGAAUAGUCAGCAGGCUCUGGCCACAGUCACAGGAAUCGUGGAUGGCACAGGCAGCAUUGGAGCUGCGGCGGGACAGUACCUGGUGUCGCUUAUUGAGAGCAAAUUUGGAUGGAUGUGCGUCUUCUAUUUCUUCAUAGUCAUGACAGGGUGCAGCGUGCUCUUCAUCAUUCCACUCCUCUUCCGUGAAAUCCGCUCCUUAUGCCGAGACAGUCAAGCUCGUACACAUCAGCUCUGAGGUCAUUCGGGUGACUUCUUUUGCCUGAAUCUUCAUUGAAAAUCUGACAUUUUGAAAAUACAGACUUGCUUUUGUAGCACCUCUUAUUUAAGAUUUUUUUUUUCUCGAAAACAGAAACCUCACAUUUAGUCUGGCUACUCUACAUCAAGGCAUUGUUCAGACAGGCAGCAAAUCUGUCUUUAUUUUUCCUGGAUUCUAAGUCUGAUCAGCAAACAAGAAUAAACCUAUCUUCAAGUAAUUUCAUUUAUGAAGACAGUGAAUGUUGCUUAAGGUCUGUUUCUGUUUUAUUUCUGUGUAUUGCUGUGCCUGUGUUUUUUUUUUUUUUUUUUUUUUUACCAUUUGUUUUUUAAAUUCUAAUUUUAUUAUUGUUAGAGGGCAGGACCCUCUUGAGUUUAAUUCAUGGUGAUUGUAGCCUGAUUGAUUUGUUGUAUCGAAUGGUUGCUUGAACUGAAGAAGUAGAUUCAUAGCAUCAUCGUUGGGUUAUAAUUUGUGUUAAAUUUGCACCAAUUUUUAAAUUCACACUAAAAACACUCAGUUACACUUUAGUAUCACAUAUGUUAAGUGUAUUAUGGGAUGUUUAAAUGUAACACCAGUUCAGCAAUUUGAUGUUUUGUUUCAACUAUUGGAACCUGUACAGAUAUUGCUCGAAUGUUUGAAUUAUGUGAUCCAUUGUUCCUGCAUAUAUACCCGUAUAAGUAAUAAUAAAUUCAGGCAAACAACAUGUCUUCAUUGAUUUAACAAAUUAGAGUAAAUCAAUGAUUCAGUCAAGGAUUGAUUAACAGAGCUUGACUGUUUUUACUGAGCUGUAUGUCAAUGUUAACAAAUCAGUAAAGUGCACAUAC